Molecule: messenger RNA, 3404 nt
Organism: Brassica oleracea var. oleracea
Lineage: Eukaryota; Viridiplantae; Streptophyta; Magnoliopsida; Brassicales; Brassicaceae
Product: serine/threonine-protein kinase EDR1
Exons: 13
Coding region: 204-3053 (949 amino acids)
Biological process (GO): protein phosphorylation
Molecular function (GO): protein kinase activity; ATP binding
Source: RefSeq, a predicted model, not a curated record
UUUUUUUUUUUUUUGUUUAUCGUGAUUUAUCGAAGAAGAGUGGCUGCGAAAAAUUCAAUUCCUUUGUGUGUGGGUUUGUUUAGAGUUUCUGAGGUUCUCUCACUAGCUCUCUCAACCAACCUCUGUGCCGUUCAAGAAACAGGGAGUUGACUAGUCGUUGAUCGGGGGAAUCGAACUCGGGAUCUCUCGGGUUGGUGUUUCAAAUGCCCGAUAGCGUUCAGAGCAUGAAGAUGAACAUGAAGAGCUUUCUUAAAAAACUCCACAUCACUCCCAAUCAACCCGACGAAGCCGCCGACAUUCCAACCAACAACAACAACAAGCCGAGCGAUGCAUCUUCCUCCCCUCACCACCAGAGCCCCGAAGUCAAACCCUUUUCCGGUUUAUCGAACUGGUUAAGCUCCGUCGGCCACAGAAAAAGCCCAAGCCCACCUAACUCGCUCAAUGCUACUAAUGAUGAGCAUCAGCAAGACUCCAAGGAGGAUCCAGAGGUUGAAGAAGAGUACCAGAUACAGUUGGCUCUGGAGCUAAGCGCUAGAGAGGAUCCCGAAGCUGCUCAGAUCGAGGCUAUGAAGCAGUUCAGCUUAGGCUCUUGCGCUCCUGACAACUCCCCUGCUGAACUCGUCGCUUAUCGCUACUGGAAUUACAACUGUCUUGGCUACGAUGACAAGAUCUUGGACGGGUUUUACGACUUGUACGGAGUGUUGAACGCUUCCUCGGCGGAAAAGAUCCCUCCUUUGCUUGAUCUUCAAGGGACGCCUGUCUCUGACGGUGUGACGUGGGAAGCUGUUCUUGUGAACAGGAGUGGGGAUUACAAUCUGUUGAGAGUUGAGCAGAUGGGUAUUGAUAUUGCUGCGAAGACGGAGUCUGUUUCUUCGUCUAGCUUUGUGAACAGCGAGCUAGUGAGGAAGCUUGCUGUUUUGGUAGGAGAUUACAUGGGUGGGCCUGUUGUUGAUCCGGAUAGUAUGUUGAGAGCUUGGAGGAGUCUUAGUUACAGUUUGAAAGCAACUCUUGGAAGCAUGGUGUUGCCUCUUGGCUCUCUUACUAUUGGAUUGGCUCGUCACCGUGCCUUGUUAUUCAAAGUUUUGUGUGAUAGCGUUGGUGUUCCUUGUCGGAUAGUCAAAGGACAGCAGUACACCGGUUCCGAAGAUGUGGCAAUGAACUAUAUCAAGACCGAUGAUGGCAGGGAGUACAUUGUUGAUCUAAUGGGAGAUCCUGGUACGCUUAUUCCAGCUGAUGCAGCUGGACUACAAGUAGACUAUGAUGAACCUGUCUGCUCCACUAGUCCUGGGGACAAUGAUUUAUUUCAUGAUGCUUCUUCCACCAAUGGGAUUGAAAGUUCAUUUCAACAGAAUAUAGAGUUUCCCCCAUGGGAACAUAGUUCUAGUACCAAAAGUUCCAAGGAAGAUGUGGCGAAUGUUGAAAAGGCUCCUCCAGCUCAAAACCUCUCUAGCAGGCCCAUUCAUUCUUUCACACAUAUGAGAUCACCUUCUUGGACUGAAGGUGUGAGCUCCCCAGCUGCGCGGAGGAUGAAAGUCAAAGACGUUUCACAGUACAUGAUUGAUGCUGCCAAAGAGAAUCCACGGUUAGCUCAGAAGCUUCACGAUGUAUUGCUUGAAAGCGGAGUUGUAGCUCCCCCCAAUUUAUUCUCCGAAGUCUAUCCCCAGCAACUGGAUGCAACCGUCGAAAUAAAAAACCUGACUGAAGCCAAGAAAGAGAAAGGAAACGAUCUUGGUCCAGUGCGGUUUUUGCCUCCAUUACCAAGACUUCACUCUAAAGCAGAUACACAUGAUCAGCAUGAUCACGGCAAAGCUGUUAGUCAGUCUGAUUCUUCACAUUCUGAAGCAUCUUCUACGGAGUACGCCAGAACCGUACCUGCUGCUGUAGCUGCAGCGGCUGUGGUUGCAUCUUCGAUGGUUGCUGCUGCUGCCAAGAAUGCAAACAUAGAGUCCUCCACCUUGGAGCUUCCAGCUGCAGCUGCAGCCACGGCCACUGCUGCAGCAGUUGUGGCAACGGCUGCAGCCGUGUCCAAGCAUCUUGAGUUAGGGUCGAAUAGCGAUGAGCCUCAAGGAAGUGGGGACUCUCCUCAUGGGCCAAAUUCAGGAGGGGACAGAGUAUCUGACAGAUCUACUGGCGACGAAAGUUCAAAGUCUGAUGGGACGCUUGAUGAUGUCUCUGACUGUGAGAUUUUGUGGGAAGAGAUUACUUUGGGAGAUCGUAUUGGACUCGGAUCUUAUGGAGAAGUGUACCGGGGAGAUUGGCACGGGACUGAAGUGGCUGCCAAGAAGUUCCUUGAUCAAGAUCUUACAGGAGAAGCGCUGGAGGAGUUCAGAAGUGAGGUCCAAAUCAUGAAAAAGCUUAGACACCCCAACAUUGUUCUCUUCAUGGGAGCUGUGACCCGUCCACCGAAUCUCUCAAUUAUCACAGAGUUUCUUCCUAGAGGGAGCUUGUAUAGGUUAAUCCAUCGGCCUAAUAACCAGUUAGACGAGAGGAGGCGUCUGAGGAUGGCCCUUGAUGCUGCCCGUGGAAUGAACUAUUUGCAUAGCUGUAGUCCUAUGAUUGUCCAUCGUGAUCUCAAGUCCCCGAACCUUCUAGUUGACAAAAACUGGGUUGUAAAGGUGUGUGAUUUCGGGUUGUCUAGAAUGAAAAACAGCACGUACCUCUCUUCAAAGUCAACAGCAGGCACGGCUGAAUGGAUGGCUCCAGAAGUGCUUAGAAACGAACCUGCUGAUGAGAAGUGCGAUGUUUACAGCUACGGUGUGAUUUUAUGGGAACUCUUUACGUUACAGCAACCAUGGGGGAGGAUGAACGCGAUGCAAGUUGUUGGGGCAGUUGGGUUUCAGCAUCGACGUCUUGACAUUCCAGACUUUGUGGAUCCAGCAAUUGCAGAACUCAUUCGUAAAUGCUGGCAAACGGAUUCAAAGUUAAGGCCAAGUUUUGCAGAGAUUAUGGUUACUCUAAAGAAGCUACAGAGACCUGCAACAGGUUCCAACAUCCCAAGACCAGUCCCCAGUGCUUCUUCAUUAACAGCUGAACAGGAACAAAAGGAUUGUUAACAGAAGAAGAAAGACCAAAGUGGUCUUUGACUGUUUAAAGGAAAUAUGAAGAGAAGAGCUACAGAUUUUUGCUUUUUUUUUUUUUUUUCUGGUUUUUUGGUUCAGCUUCAGUGGGUUUUCUCACACAGCUUGUGGGUAGAGCUAUUAAAAUCAAAUCCAUGGGUGAAGGACAUCAUUCUUGCGUGUUGUGUGUGUGUGUGUGUGUGUGUUUGCCCUGUGAAUUAUGUUCAUGCGUAAAUUUCCUCUGUUUUUUUUUUUUUUUUUUUACAAAAAUUGAAGCUGUAAAAAAGGGAGAGAACCAAAAGAAUGGUUAUAUAUCAUUGUAAAAAAAAAUAGUUUGAGAAGUGAGAA